This is a messenger RNA of Erigeron canadensis, 1799 nucleotides long. Its product is annotated as DDT domain-containing protein DDR4. Lineage: Eukaryota; Viridiplantae; Streptophyta; Magnoliopsida; Asterales; Asteraceae. The record is from RefSeq and is a predicted model, not a curated record. The coding region runs from base 19 to 1539 and encodes 506 amino acids. The transcript has 12 exons. Gene Ontology annotation, cellular component: RSF complex. Gene Ontology annotation, biological process: regulation of DNA-templated transcription.
GUUUCUAUAUCUGUAAACAUGAGUCAAAACGGUGACGUUUUGCAACCGGAAAUCGAUUCUGCUCGGAAUACGCUCCGAAAACGUUGGGAGUUAGCUUCUGUUCUCAAUUUCUUUAAGGUGUUUGAGCCUGUUAUAGAAAGCAAUUUAAAAGUUUCUGCUGAAGAAAUUGAGACGGCACUGAUUAUACCAAACAAGUGUCUUGCACAGCUUCAUAUAUCGCUCUUAAAGGGAAUUCCACCAGUAAGUAAAAACUUAAAGGACCCUGAUGUUUGGGUUGUGGCACUCUCUAAGAAGCUUGUCAUGUGGUGGCCAUGGGUUGGUGAGGGGAAAUGUCCAUUAACUGCAGCUAAAGGGGCGGAGAUGGUAACAUACAAAGAACUUGAUGCUACAAGUCGUCUCACAAUUCUCAAAGCACUUUGUGAGAUCCGAGCUGAUCAACAAGAUGUGGUGUCAUACAUCAAUGAUGCAGUGAAAUCUAAGAAUGAGCUUUCUACUUUCCGUAAAACUAAUAUCGGGGAAGAUGGAAAGGGGACUUCAUAUUGGUUGGAUGGCAACGAAAUUAUUGGUCUGAGAUUGUACAAGGAAGUCAAUACUUUCCUGAAAAAAGGGUCAUCAACAACUAUCAAUUGUCAGUUGGAAACACUUGCAACUAACCUAGAGGAGUUCCAGAAAGUUGUGGAUGACUUCUCAUCCAGUAAAUCAAAACUGGAAGUUGCUGUUAGUGCUGUUAUUGUAACUGAAGCCAUUCCUGUUCUUCAAAAAGCUUUAAAGAAGCAACAAAGAGCAUUGCAAAAGAAAAAGAACGAAGAGAGGAUCAUGAAUAAUUUCUGUAGAUCUGGAAUCACGCGCUCCUGUCGCACCCGUACACCUAUCAGUUACACAUUUGAUGAAUAUGACAAAGCCAUAGAUGAGGCAUUACGAGAAACCAAGAAGAUGAAAACCAGCGACAAACAGAAGAGUGAGAAAAAAGAAAUUGUAGAAGGUGAGGAUCCGAAACAAGAUCAACCUACAAAUGGCGAGUCCUCCGAAUCCGAUUAUGAAAGCCAUAAGUUUGAAAUCGUAGAUGAUUCUGAGGACGGUGGUGAAGAAUCAGAUAAAAAUGAUGCCAACAAAGAAACUGCAAAUUAUAGCAGCAAAUAUGGAAGGAUGCAAACCAGAGAUGAACAAAGGAGGAAGAGAAAGGAAAAUGUAGCAAAUGAGGACUCCGUGCAAGAUGUUGGUGAGCCAACUGAAUCUGACUCUAAGAGCAGUGAGCUUGAAGUUGAAUAUGUAUCUGAUGACUCUGAUGAAGAACAAGAUGAAAGUGAUGAUGAUUACAAAGAUAACUCAAACAAUGGUAUUAUGGAAAAUGACAGCUGUGCUAAGAAGACAAUGAAAAGUAAGAAACUAACCGUGGAUGAUGACCAUUCGUUUUAUCAAAUUGAAAACUUUGGUACAAAGAAGAGAUUAGGUCAAAGGCCUAGCCGUAAUGCAGCUCUUAUGUCUGCCAUUGUCCCAGAUUCAGAGGAUGAUAUCUCUUCAGAAAAUAGCGAUAGGUAAACGAUGGGGAUGGUAUGUACAGGUUGUAUUUUAUUUCGUAAUCGAAAAAUCAAGAUGGUUUUUUGCAGAAAGAAAUAUGGUUGUAUUUAGCAACUUGGUGUCAAGGGGAGAUUACCAGAUAGGUAGAUUGACUGUUGGAUUUUGGUCAGGUAGACACAACCGAUCUUUUUGGUCUGUUUAAUUGGUGCAAUGAUAAUUAGUAUUACAAGGACGAAACGGUUGUAUCUUUUGUAAAGUAUAUGGAGUUAUUUUGGCUGAAA